ACCUAGAGGCGAGAACUUCGGCCCGUUUCUAAAAAGUUAGGUUUCGUUUCGCUCUGCGCAAACGGCCUCUGAGGAAACGGAAGGCCGCACAACGAACGAGAGGAAAAGGUGGAGCCAGCAAUGCCAAUAUGUCUGGGAUGAUGCAGUUCUCAGUGGGAGUCAUGCCGGGUUGCCAAGCAGACAAUCUGCCCUGCGCAACAGGAAGUGAUGUUAAGUACAGAGAAGAUGAGAAAUUGGCAUCCUAUCCAGCAGAAAGCCCCGAGAGAGCCUUGACUGGGGUGAAUUUGUACCUGGAAUCUAAUGAAUCUGUUAACAGAUGUGUCUGUCUAGAGAAGAAGUGGAUACUGUGGCAUGAAUUCAUAAAGGAUCACUCCUGCUUUACUGACUGGCUACAGCUGGCUGAAAAGUCAGCAAGAAGACCACGUUCUGCUGUCAUCCUUUAUAUCACUGCAAAAGAGGACCUAAAGAGAUAUCAGGACUUGCAGGUUGAAAUCAGAAGCCGUCUGGCCCAGCUGGAUAGCCUAAAUGAGCAGCACCGUGUCCUGGCCCAGCACUUCAGGGGAGUCAUGGCCCAUCGGCUCACCAGCAUGGUGCUUGACUCCAGUCGGCGCUGGGAUGUCCUUAGCAAAACUGUGGAAAAUGCUUGCCAUUCUCUCAAGCACUUUGUGGCCCAAAGGGAGGAGUUUGAAAGCCAGUGUGAUGAGAUGGCCAUUUGGCUGGCUGACAUGGACCUGCGGUUGACAGAGGUGGAACACUUCUCAGGGAAGGACACUUAUCAAAAGAUGCAGCAGUUGCAGAGCUUCCAGGAAGCAGUGGGAGGGAAUGUCGUUCGUCUAAAUAAGCUUCUGGAGAGAGGUGAGGCCCUUAUUCAGCACUGUGAGCCAGCAGAUGCACAGGAAAUUGAGGAAUCGCUUCAGGAACUCCUACUUUACUGCAUCCGGGUGUUCGAGGGGGUGGGCAGGCUACACACCCGACUGCUCAGCAUGAGAUUGGUGUUUGAGGAAGACUGGUUGCUAGCCGCUGUUCCUGUCAUGACGGACUCCUCCAAGGCUCUGCAGGAGGAUGAGGGUAUUUUUGAGAAGAGCAGUAUCUCUGAACAGUUUGAGCCAAACCACUCAGACAGCAUGGAUCACCUAGUGUUGGAAUGGGACCCCUCUGUGGAUAUAGGUGGUUCUGUUUCCCAUGAUGAUGCUGACUCAGAUUAUUCCAGCGCCAUCACAGGGUUGCACUGGGAUGAGCCUGUAUCCAGGGAUACUACGAGGAGGAGCUACCGCACUUCUAAGGACUCUAGACUAGACAUGGCUGAGAUGACCGCAGGAAGCAGCAUCAGAGAGGCCAUCCCAGGUGCCUGUGUGUUGGCUAAGGCCCCAGAGUCCGAGCAAAACUCCCCAAAUGUAACAAAUACGUUACAUAAUGCUGGAGAAGAACCACUUUGCCUAGCAACCCAGACAUCCCCCUGGAUUGACAGAUGCUUUCCUGAGCCAGUAACCUUUGACCCAGACCGUAUUAGUGCCUGGUUAGGCCAGACGUUCACACACGGGCCUAACGCCCCAGCAAGGAGCCCCUGUUUAAAAGGUGUCCAGACUGAGUGUGCAGCACAGUUUCUGAAAGAGAAGGAUGACCAUCCAGGCAUUUCGGAGGAUAAGGUCAACAUAGAAAAUGGAUUUAACAAGCCAUCACCAGGGUUAUCAAGGUCUAGCCCAUGGCUGCUGGGGGCCUCUCACUUUGCCUGGAUGCUGAAGGCCUCAACACUGCUGUAUGUUCUGCUGGCUCUGCUGCUGGGGUUUUGGGCCAGCCUCCACCAACCCAGACUGGAGUCCGGCUGUCACCACAGCAGCUCCCUGGCCCGUUCCUUUCACCUUAUGUUGCACUACGUUAACGGGCCACCCCCUACCUGAUCACCAAUAUCCCUGCCAUCCUGUGGAUCCGCCUUCUCGAAAAGGAGCAUUUGUCCUACUAACAAAAUAAGUGGGUUAGACUCCUUUCUGUUUUGACUUGACUGACACUGUCAUGCACUUCAAACAAGAGGUUUUGUGUACUUAUAUUAGGAAUCUGUUAGAACUAUGUUGAAAAAGAUUGUAAGCUUACCGAUAUAAUGUAGUUGUAAUUUUUGUGCAAUUGACAAGCUGUUUCAGUCAACGUGUGUGUGUUUUUCAAUGUUUUAUUAUAUAUCUGAUUUAUGUUUUAAUUGUGUUAAAUGUGCAAUGUUCCAUCAUGUCAGCACUGAUAACAAGGGUCUCACUCCAAGAUUUCCUAAGUAGUGAAAUGUCAGCUAAUGUGCCUUCAAGACAUACUGCCUCAACUUUCUACUAUUAAAUGAGCUUUAAGAUCUGUGCUGUCUGCACAAUGCUGAUGUAUAAGAUACUGCUCUCCAGGAGGACUUGUAAUGUCAGAAACCCAUUAAAUAUGUCAUUGUAUAUCCUCCUACAAAUGUUAAUACUUGUCAAAUUUCAUAUUUUAUCUUAAAAUCAGUAUGUUUACUUGGCACAGAAAUUAACUCGUAAGAAGUUUGAAAUAUUGUUUGCACUUCUUUCAGAAGAAAUCCUCAGUUUUAUAAUUAGAACACAAAGUCUUUAGACUAAAUGGACUCCAUCCCAAAGACCUGAUUUAUUACUAGCUUACAUAACACUUCCUUUUAGAGAUGUUGGUUUAGUGGGAUUAUACACAAAAUGGGUGAGACACUUAGCCAAGGUUAUUUUGGUCUGCUUUAUCUUCUGACUUACAGGUACUUGAAACGCAUGUAAAUAUUCAGCUGUUUUGUACCGUAUUGAUUUUGCAC
This is a messenger RNA of Scleropages formosus (Asian bonytongue), 2779 nucleotides long. Its product is annotated as nesprin-1. The coding region runs from base 129 to 1898 and encodes 589 amino acids. The record is from RefSeq and is a predicted model, not a curated record. The transcript is spliced from 12 exons. Gene Ontology annotation, cellular component: meiotic nuclear membrane microtubule tethering complex; membrane; nuclear envelope. NCBI's taxonomy places the organism in Eukaryota, Metazoa, Chordata, Actinopteri, Osteoglossiformes, Osteoglossidae.